GCGCUCCGGCGGGGGGGACUCCAGCCAAUUUGUUUGCGAGUUGCUUUGUUGCUGCUGGGGGAUUUUUUUCUAUUAUUAUUAUUUUGAAGAGGGGGGGGUGAGGAGAGGGGGCUGGCACCGGCUAUAAAGGCAGAGCUCCCCGGAGCAGCCGGCACUUCCCCGCCACCAUGAGUGCUCCCCUGGCCUGACAGCCCCUGCCUACCCGGGGCUCCCCGGCUCAUGCCACCUGAAUGCGCAGCUGCGUGCGUGUGGCAGCACCGGGGUGGGAUGGUGUGAGCCCCAGAGCCGUUCUCCUCCCUCCCACCGCCCCUCGGCUGGCUCUGGCAGGAGAAGAGCCCACCAACCGCUUGGAUGAUUUGAUUUCUUCCCUGCCCGAAAUUACUCUUGCCCAGAUGCUGUGGAUAAUAUUCAUGUUGCUGUUAUUCAUCAGUUCCAUGGAAAUGCUCACGCAGAACCGAUGGAAGAAGCAAGUGAGCACCGGCCUGCUGGAGAACUGUACGGGCUGCGUUCUGUGCUCGGAGGACAAUGGCUGCAUCACCUGCCAUCACCGGCUCUUCCUGCUCAUCUGGAGGGACGGCAUCCGCCAGUACGGGAUGUGCGUCCAUACCUGCCCCCCUGGCUACUUCGGCGUGCGGGGACUGGAGGUCAACAGAUGCACAAAGUGCAGGUCGCCCAGCUGCGAGAGCUGCUUCAGCAGAGACUUCUGCAUGAAGUGCAAAGACAAGUUUUACUUGCACAAGGGCCAGUGUUUUCGGCAGUGCCCCCCUAGUACCACGGCGCAGCCCAGCACCCGGGAGUGCCAAGAGAUGUGCGAGCUGGGGCCGUGGAGCGAGUGGAGCGCCUGUACCCACAAGGACCAGACCGGCGGCUGCAAGUGGGGUGUGGAGACGCGGGUCCGGGAGGUGACGGGGGCCGCCCGGGAGGAGGGGGUUGCCUGCCCCGCGCUGCAGGAGACGAGGAAGUGCCGCAUGAGGAAGCACUGCCCAGGAGAGAAAACCGAGCCCAAAAAUAAAGGCAAAAAGCGGCAGAAGAAGCCGAAGACAGAACCGCAUGUGGGUACCUAGCGGCACUGGCAUGGGAGCCAGGG
Messenger RNA from Grus americana (Whooping crane), 1087 nucleotides. It is a transcript of the gene RSPO4, whose product is annotated as R-spondin 4. Bases 231 to 1064 code for a protein of 277 amino acids. The record is from RefSeq and is a predicted model, not a curated record. Lineage: Eukaryota; Metazoa; Chordata; Aves; Gruiformes; Gruidae. The transcript is spliced from 5 exons.